Molecule: messenger RNA, 2835 nt
Organism: Elaeis guineensis (African oil palm)
Lineage: Eukaryota; Viridiplantae; Streptophyta; Magnoliopsida; Arecales; Arecaceae
Product: wall-associated receptor kinase-like 14
Biological process (GO): protein phosphorylation
Molecular function (GO): ATP binding; protein kinase activity
Source: RefSeq, a predicted model, not a curated record
GAGACAUUUCAUCUCUUGCUCCGCUGCAGGUGAGAGCGUCGGGGAAAAGUAAAAAAAGAAUAAAAAUAAUCAAAGAAAGGGGCGAAGAAAAGAAGAAAGCACCCCCUCUAAGCCCCCGGGAAUCACCUUCUCGGUUCGAGUCUCUCCCAGAUAUUGCAUCCCCGAGCAAGGAGCAGAGUCUUCUGGGACUCCUCUUUGCGGGCUUCUGUUCCAAGAUUCAACAUAUAUAGAGCUCCCGGUUUCAUUUCUGGCAAGAAGUGGAGCAGAUGAGAUUUAAUCGCCAACACGGGACUCCGCAACUGACUGGGUCGGACAAUCGAUGAAAGGCGUCCUUCGGUUCAAGAAUUCUGGGCAUCCACCGACAACUCUGCCCCUCUGUCCGCUCCAUUCCUCGUGCGAUCGCCAGAUUCGAAUUACCUGCUGCUGCUGCUGGUGAAAGAAGAUCAGGUAGAAGAAGAUGCUUGGGUUCCGUGUGCUCUUCCUCCUCCUCGUUGCCCUCGCUUCUUUUCCCUCCCUCUUCUCCUCCCCAUCCUGCCAGCGGACCUGCGGUUCGACCACCGUCCCUUUCCCCUUCGGCUUCUCCCAGGGAUGCCAGAUCCCCUUAAACUGUACGGGCCUGCCCCCCACGAUCCGAGUCGGGAAUUUCCAGGUGCGGAACAUCACGCCCGACAGCCUCCUGAUCGACAUCCCCCCGGUCUGCAACCGCUCCGUCCGCGCCGUCGAGAGCCUCUUCGGGAAGAACUACGCACUGACCCGGAGGAACGGCCUCUUCCUCCGCAACUGCACGUCCUCGUCUUCGGGAUGCCUCGUCCCCACCUCCCUGCUCUCCCAGAAAGAUCUCAAGAGCUGCGGUGACAAGACUGACAACACCACCUGCUUCUCCGACGACGGGAGUACCGACGGUUUCCUGGCCGCCAACAAUAUCAUCAACUUCGGAUGUAACUUCUUCUACACCUCCAUAGGCUUCGAGCAGGACGGGGAGGCGCCCGACCCCAAGAUGCUGCCGCUCAUGCUGCAGACGGCGGUAGUGGACUGGUGGCUGGAGGGCCGUUGCUGGUGCUCCAAGCACGCCAACUGCACCAACAUCACCUCUCCAAGCACCGGGAAGCCCGGUUUCAGGUGCAACUGCCAAGGGGGAUUCCAGGGGGACGGGUUCGCCGACAACGGCGCGCGCGGUUGUCAAAAAGUGACCGAUUCAAAAUGCAAUCCUUCCAAGUAUAUGUCCGGGAGCUGUGGAGAAACUGCUAGAGUUGGUGUUCUGAUUGGAGGGAUCGCAGCUGGAGCCUGUGUAAUGGCUGGCCUCGCUCUUGUUUGCUGCCUCAUCAGGCGGCGCUCCUCUUCCUCGCGAAUCCGAAGGAGUACCAAGCGCCUCCUAUCUGAAGCCUCCUGCACGGUUCCCCUCUAUCCCUACAAAGAUAUCGAGAAGGCCACAGAUGGCUUCUCGGAUUGCCGGAGACUGGGUACUGGUGCUUAUGGAACCGUUUAUGCCGGCAAGCUCAGCAACGACAAAUUAGUUGCCAUCAAGAAGAUCAAACACCGGGACGCCGACGGCAUCGAGCAGGUCAUCAACGAGAUCAAGCUUCUGUCCUUGGUGAGCCACCCGAACCUGGUCCGCCUUCUAGGUUGCUGCAUCGAAAGAGGGGAGCAGAUCCUAGUUUAUGAGUUCAUGCCCAACGGAACUUUAGGUCAGCACCUGCAGAGGGAGCGAGGACCCGCCCUCCCUUGGACCGUCCGCCUCGCCAUUGCUGCGGAGACGGCACAAGCUAUCGCCUACCUUCACUCGGCAAUCCACCCACCAAUAUUCCAUCGAGAUAUCAAAUCCAGCAACAUACUGCUAGACUUCCACUACAAGUCCAAGGUCGCGGACUUUGGUCUCUCGAGGAUGGGCAUGACCGAAUCAUCGCACAUCUCUACGGCCCCGCAGGGAACGCCGGGCUACCUCGAUCCCCAGUAUCACCAGAACUUCCACCUCUCCGACAAGAGUGAUGUGUACAGCUUCGGGGUUGUGCUGGUGGAGAUCAUAACGGCGCUGAAGGUGGUGGACUUCAACCGGGUGCAGAGCGAGGUGAAUCUGGCGGCACUGGCGAUCGAUAAGAUCGGGAGGGGCUGCGUCGACGAGAUAAUAGACCCUUACCUGGAUCCCAACAGAGAUGCUUGGACUCUCUCCUCCAUUCACAAGGUGGCCGAGCUGGCGUUCAGGUGCCUGGCGUUCCACAGGGACAUGCGGCCCUCCAUGACGGAAGUGGCUGAUGAGCUGGAACGGAUCAGGCGCAGUGGCUGGGCUCCGUCGGCAGAUGACAGCGUCUUCAUGUCACCGGUGUCGUCGCUGUGCUCCUCGCCAUCCAAUCGCGCCGACAAGUCCAGGGGAGUCUCGGAGAGCAGGAGGCUGGCUUUGGCGAAUAUGACGGUGGAGGUGAAGGUCGACUCCCCUGUUUCUGUGCAGGAGCCAUGGUUCAGCGAGCAGAGCUCUCCUUCAGAGAACAGCCUGCUGGGUAAUGUAGUUCAUUAGUCGAUCGAGCGGUCCAACCUUAACUCGCUGUGCAGAAAAUAGAUAGAUGGAUGGAUAGAUAGAUAUCAACGAAAGGCAAGUUUCAGCUAGCAUUAGUUGUUAGAUCCUGCUGUGUUAUUCCUAAUCAGCAACAGCCUCCUCCUCCUCCUCCUCCUGCUUUCUGGAAAUUGGAAAGCAUAUGUGAUGUUUACAAUGCAUAUGUGAUCGAUCGACAUGGGCUCUCUACGGGCUGGCAUUUCUAUCGAUCUACCUUCGGGGCCAUUGGACCUGACCUAUAUAAAAUAACAGAUCCCUGUGGGUGUAAAUUCCGGAUUUGUUCGGCCCCA